Messenger RNA from Penicillium subrubescens, 2613 nucleotides. Its product is annotated as putative cell polarity protein. The record is from RefSeq and is a predicted model, not a curated record. Gene Ontology annotation, cellular component: cell cortex of growing cell tip; actomyosin contractile ring. Lineage: Eukaryota; Fungi; Ascomycota; Eurotiomycetes; Eurotiales; Aspergillaceae. Bases 1 to 2613 code for a protein of 870 amino acids. The transcript is spliced from 2 exons. Gene Ontology annotation, molecular function: MAP kinase scaffold activity.
AUGAAUGGCCAUUCCGGAGCCAUGUCGCCUGUCUCCGUUGAUGGCAGCGACUGGUCCGGCCUCAACCAGUAUCAAAAGUCGGACCCGCCCUUCUCGCCGACAGUUUCCUCACGAGGCAAUCUAGCCACGCCUCCAACCUCCGGCGGUCCCAGCGCUCCUUUGAGUCCCAGCAGCAUUGGACCUCCCGGCAGCGGCAAUCCUUCACCACCCAGUUCGGUAGCCGCACGAUCCAGCGUCGGUACACUCGGCGGCGAUGGCCAGCGCGAUGGUGGCCGACGAGGCCGACAGAUGGAGGAGAUUCUGCACCAACACUAUGUGACUUUGAGACGGUUUCUCGAUGCCUCGAUGCGCGAGGACCGGUUGAACGGCCGAUCGAACAAAGCCCGUGACAAGCUUCUCCGACUUUCCGCUACCCAGUUCCAUGAAUUGAGUACCGACGUCUACGAUGAAUUGGUUCGUCGCCAGCAGGCUAUGCCUCCGCCAGGUCGACCUCCCCGUCCCGACGUGCCUUCCUUCCUUCCUCCCCGCAAAGACUUUCACGAGAAGCGCAACCACGCCCGGCAGAAGCUCGCCUCCCUUCAACAUCUACGUUUCCGAGACCUAGCGACCGACGUGUUUUGCGAGUUGGAGCGUCGGUUCCCGCACUUUACUGGCCGCGGGCGGCCACCCCCUCCUGGUGCCAGAAGGUCCCAGUCGCGGGGUCCUCCUCAGAUGGGCCGGGGCUAUCCUUCUGGUGGUCCUCCUGGCAGCCCAUUCCCGCCGCGACAGGGUUCUCUCGGGGGUCCACCAGCAGGGAUGAAUGGAGAUGGGCCGUUCCCGCGAGCUUUCCAGAGUAACACCAUGGUCCCUAAUAAGAGUACGAUGGUGGAGGAUAGUGAUGAUAUGGGAGGGGACGACGACGAUGACGCUCGAAGUGAUGCUUUUGCUCUGGAUGCUGUCCUGAGCAGACGGGGUACUACGACGACCCUCGGGGACAGUGAGCGAAGACUGCUACUGGAGAGCCAGUCGCAAGUCUCGGCACUGCAAGACAAGGUUGAAAAAUUGGAGGAACAGCUUCGCGCGAAGGACGAGGAGAUUGCUCGAUCGUCAGACGCAGACCAAUCUGCGAUCAGCCACAGCGAACGUCAGGAAUGGGAAGAUUUGCGACAGGAUCUGGAAAGCAAGGUUUCCAAGGCAGAGGAUUUGAACAGCUCGCUCCAGCUGGAGCUUGAUAGGGUACGGGCGGACCACGACAACAUGGAACGCGAGCUUCGCAAUCAGCUUGAAGAAGCUAGUCAGAGUGCAACAGAUUCUGCCCUGGAAGCUCGCUAUUCUGAAUUGGAGACCAAGCAUCAGAGCCUGCAAGUGGAGCUGCUGCAGCAGCAGCAAGUCACUGCAGAGGUCCGUCGCGAGGCCUCUGCGUUCCUCAUGGAGAUGAAGACCCUCACUGCCCAGAGCCAUUCGAAUUGGGAGCGUGAAGAGCAGUUGUCCACGGAUGUUCAUAGGCUCGAAUCUGAGCUGAACGAGUGGAAGAACCGUUAUGCCAAGGCGAAAUCCCAGUUGCGUCAGCUUCGCACAUCGUCUGGCGGCUUUGCUGAUCAUCGACCUGAUGCUAGGAACAUCAUGGCGCAGGAGCACGAACUUGUGCAGCCUGAUGGCGUGGUCAAGGACAUCCAUGUUACCAAGUUCCAGAUGUCGAUUGACGAGUUGCUCCGCAUCGCUCGCUUCGAGGAUCCCCAGCAGGUGUCACACCAAGUCAAGUCUGUAAUUGUGGCUGUUCGUCAUAUGAUUCAAGAUGUGGACCUCGCUCCCCCUCCGAUUGAUGGCACGGCUACUCUUCGCAUCAAGGCCAAGGGUCGCGUGGCUGCCACUGCCAACAACAUGAUUACUGCCGCUCGUAACUUUGCUACCUCCAGCGGUUUGUCGCCAGUUUCUCUGUUGGAUGCAGCUGCCUCGCAUCUUUGUACUGCUGUCGUUGAAUUGAUUCGCGCUGUUAAGAUCCAGGCAUCACCUGCUGAUGGACUGGAGGAGGAUGACGAGGAUCUCUCGCAGGAGAAGUUCCCGGACUACUUCAGCACCACGGCUAGCCAGAGGCGGCAGAGCAACAAUUCCGAGUAUAGCGUUUUGAGUCCUCCUGAUCAGUCACACCCUGCGAUGCAGAGUGGCCUGACGAAUGGCAAUGGAUAUAACUACGGGGCUCCUCAAGGGGACCACGAGCUCCAGGAGCUAAAGUUAUACGUUGAGGACCAGACUGAUAGCAUGGUCCAAUCCAUCCAGGCUCUGGUAGCUAGCAUCCGCGCCGAGCACGGCAUGGACACGGUCCAGACAUACGUUUCUGCCAUCGGAGACAUCGUCGCAAACGUGGUCUCUUCCACAGAGAACAUGAUCCACGACCGUAGCGGCGAUGCUGCCUUGCGCGAGGCAUCCGAGCAAGUGAUCCAUAACCUGGAUCAAUGCCGCGACCGCUUGAUGCGUAUCGCCGCCGAGGGACAUGAUGUAACCAGCCCCGAGCACCUACGCGAGAUCACCAACCAGCUACCACCUAUUGCCUUCGAAACAGCCCGUCAUGCCCAGGACCUCGUCCAGCGUCUGGAAUUGUUAGCACAAGGAGACCACGAUGACGACUUCCGGUGA